This is a messenger RNA of Paecilomyces variotii, 1311 nucleotides long. Its product is annotated as putative acetyl-coa-acetyltransferase. Gene Ontology annotation, biological process: fatty acid beta-oxidation. Gene Ontology annotation, molecular function: acetyl-CoA C-acetyltransferase activity. The transcript is spliced from 3 exons. The record is from RefSeq and is a predicted model, not a curated record. NCBI's taxonomy places the organism in Eukaryota, Fungi, Ascomycota, Eurotiomycetes, Eurotiales, Thermoascaceae. Bases 1 to 1311 code for a protein of 436 amino acids.
AUGUUGUCGUCGAUCAGAUCCUCCGUUGCUCUAUCCGCCAGGAUGUCGUCGUCUCCAACGGCAAGAGUCUCCCAGAUCCAGAGGCACUUUAGCACCAGUCGCCCGGCGGCCAAGGAGAUUCGCGAUGCUUACAUUCUGAGUGCUGCUCGUACGCCAACGGCGAAGUUCAACGGUUCCUUUGCCUCGGUCUCGGCGCCUCAGCUCGGCGCCGUCGCCAUCAAAGCUGCGGUCGACAAGUCUGGUGUCCCUGUCGAGAAGAUUACCGACGUAUACAUGGGAAACGUGCUGCAGGGAUCCGUCGGCCAGGCCCCUGCUCGACAGGCCUCGAUUUUCGCCGGUCUUCCCCCUACCGUCGAGGCCACCACGGUUAACAAAGUGUGCGCAUCCGGUCUGAAAGCGGUGGCCUUAGCCGCGCAGAACAUUCAGCUGGGAUUGGCAGAAGCUCAGAUUGCUGGAGGAAUGGAGAACAUGACCAGAGUGCCAUACUAUCUUCCCCGAUCAAGUCAGCAGCCGCCGUUCGGAGAGAUCAAGUUGGAGGAUGGUCUGAUCAAGGAUGGAUUGUGGGACGUCUACAACCAGUUCCACAUGGGUAUCUGUGCUGAGCAGACGGCCAAGAAAUACGACAUCUCGCGGGAGGACCAGGACCAGUAUGCCAUCCAGUCGUAUCAGCGUGCCCAGCAAGCGUGGAAGGAGAACAAGUUCGCCGAGGAGAUUGCACCCGUUACCGUCAAGGGUAGGAAGGGAGAUACUGUCAUCGAGCGCGACGAAGGGUUCGAAAAUCUCAACGUUGAUAAGCUGAAGACCUUGAAGCCCGCGUUCCUGCGCGAUGGUACCGGCACGGUGACUGCGGGCAAUGCUUCCACCAUGAAUGACGGUGCAUCCGCCCUGGUCCUGGGAAGCAAGGAGAUUGCGCAGCAGUAUGGCAAGGACAGCCGCGUUCUGGCACGGAUAGUGUCUUCUGCAGAUGCUGCCAUUGACCCCGUCGACUUCCCCGUCGCCCCUGCGAAGGCCGUCCCAAUUGCUCUGGAGCGAGCCGGCAUCACAAAGGACCAGGUUGCCAUUUGGGAAUUCAACGAGGCAUUUGCUGCCGUCAUCAAGGCUAAUGAGAAGAUCCUCGGCCUUCAGAACGCCAAGGUCAACCCUCUAGGAGGUGCUAUCUCGCUGGGUCACGCUCUUGGCAGCUCCGGUUCCCGCAUCUUGACCACUCUUCUGCACCAACUCCAGCCUGGCGAGUACGGUGUGGCAGCUAUCUGCAACGGAGGCGGAGCAGCUACUGCCAUGGUCAUCCAGAGACUGGCCAGUGUUGAGUAA